ACCGUGUGACUGGUAAACCGACUGCCACCCGCUAUCGCCGCCACCUCCGCCACCGCCGUCACCGCCGCCGCCGCCGCCGUCUUCUCCUCCGUCGCUGCCGCCACCGCCACCGUCGCAGCCACCACGAAGAUCGUAGUACCGUUGCGUACCUCGAGUAGCCGAGUACCUCGAGCGUCCAGUAUCCCCGAACCCGCGAAUGCGGAGUACGAGUACCUGGACGUACCUCGCCGGCCGCCUCUCGUCACGAUGCUACUACUCGCGGUGAUCGGGCUCCUCGUCCUCGCCGGCACGACCACCGCCGAGGUUUUUACCAACGCGUUCCUGGUGAAAAUGCGGCAGCCAGCGGAGCGGCACAUAGCCGAUCGCGUGGCGACUAGGAACGGCUUCGUCAAUCUUGGACCGAUAUUGGGCAGCCAGACGGAGUAUCAUUUCGUACAUACAGCCUUGCCGCACCGAAGCAAACGGUCUGUGUUACAGACGCGAAAAUUAAAGGUCGACCCUCUGGUGGCCACGGCGAUACAGCAGGCCGGUUUCAGGAGAGUGAAGAGGGGCUACAAGCCCCUGAGCGUGGACAAUCUCGUGCCGUUGCAUGAAAUUAAAAAUCCCGCUAACAAGGACCCGACAGAUCCCUUCUUCAAGUACCAAUGGUAUCUGAAGAACGUUGGACAGAACGGCGGCAAACCGAAGCUGGAUCUGAACGUCGAGGCUGCCUGGGCACAGGGCGUCACAGGGAAGAACGUGACGACAGCUAUUAUGGACGACGGUGUUGAUUACAUGCACCCGGAUCUUAAAUAUAAUUACAACGCGAAAGCCUCUUACGACUUCAGCAGCAACGAUCCUUUUCCGUAUCCGAGGUACACCGACGACUGGUUUAACAGCCACGGCACGAGGUGCGCCGGGGAGGUCGCAGCUGCGCGCGACAACGAGGUGUGCGGCGUCGGGGUGGCGUACGACUCGAUGAUCGCCGGGAUCCGGAUGCUGGACCAGCCCUACAUGACCGAUCUGAUCGAGGCGAACAGCAUGGGUCACGAACCCCAUCUCAUAGACAUUUACAGCGCCUCCUGGGGACCCACGGACGACGGGAAGACGGUAGACGGGCCGCGUAAUGCCACCAUGAGGGCCAUCGUGCGCGGCGUUAAUGAGGGCAGAAACGGGUUGGGUAAUAUCUACGUUUGGGCGUCUGGGGACGGUGGAGAAGAAGACGACUGUAAUUGUGAUGGAUACGCCGCGAGUAUGUGGACCAUCAGCAUCAACAGUGCCAUCAACGAUGGACAGAACGCGCAUUACGACGAGAGCUGCUCUAGCACGUUGGCUUCCACCUUUAGCAACGGAGCCAAGGAUCCUAAUACGGGGGUGGCUACUACAGAUUUGUAUGGAAAAUGCACGACGACUCACAGCGGAACGUCCGCCGCUGCACCGGAAGCCGCGGGAGUGUUUGCGCUUGCUCUUGAAGCCAACCCGAAACUGACCUGGAGAGACAUUCAACACUUGACCGUCCUAACUUCGAAAAGAAAUUCUCUGUUUGACGCGAAGGAUAGAUUUCAUUGGACCAUGAACGGCGUUGGGCUCGAAUUCAAUCAUCUAUUCGGGUACGGCGUCUUGGACGCGGGCGCUAUGGUAGCCCUAGCUAAAAAGUGGAAGACGGUACCGCCGAGAUAUCACUGCGAGGCUGGUUCCACGUUCGAAAAGCAGAAAGUCACGAGCGAUCGAUCCAUUCUCGUGAAGAUUAAAACCGACGCGUGCGCCGGCACGGAGUACGCCGUCAAUUAUUUGGAGCACGUGCAAGCCGUCAUUUCCGUGAAUGCAACCCGGCGCGGUGACCUCGAGCUGUUCCUCACGUCCCCGAUGGGUACCAGAUCUAUGAUCUUGAGUCGCAGAGUAAACGAUGACGAUCACAGGGACGGGUUCACCAAGUGGCCAUUUAUGACGACGCACACGUGGGGAGAAUACCCUCAGGGAACUUGGUUGCUAGAGGUGAGCUUCAACUCUCAAAAGCCUCAGCACGGAUGGCUGAAGGAAUGGACGCUGAUGCUCCACGGUACCAGGGAACCACCAUACACGGGACUGUCGACGGCGGACCCUCACUCCAAGCUGGCGAUUGUCAAGAAGGCCCACGAGGAGCGGAGAUUCAGCGCGAUCUAACGAUAUCGAUGACCACGGUCCACGCGAUUAUCGCCGAUUUCAGCGAAGCAAAUAGGAAUAUUCCGAUCGGAAGAUGUUUACGCGAUCGCUCCCUUUCCGCUUUCUUGAUUUUCGCGCCGCGCAGCAUGGGGAAUGUGUCUCGAAUUUUUUCAGAUUCGGUUGCGCGCCGAUCGCAUCGCCCGUGCCAAUAUCUCUAUAUCGCCAUUCGUUACUCCAGCGCGCGUUGACUUGUAUUCGCAUUCGCAGAAUCAUCGCAGAGAAGCCAAGCCUCGGUACUUUUCAUUGUACGUCACGUUUGCCGAAUCACUCUCUAUAAUUAUGAUGUCAAAUAUAUAUAAUUACACGUGUCACAUUAUUUGUGACAAAGUUUGUAUCGCGCGUUAAGAAUCUACGUAUCUUUUAUACAAUUUUCAGCAUGCACCUCAGAUUUUUUUUUCUAAACGCCCGGUUACCAAAGAGAAAUUAAAUAUCAUUAGCAUCUAGCUUAAAUAAAAGGAUAGUACCUUUCUGGGGAAAUUUUGGUUAAAUGAAGUGUAUAUCUUUUAUAAAAUUAACUAUUUAUUGUACUAUAUUAAUUUCUGACGCGUCUUUGAACGAGUCUUCGUUAUAAUGAAGGUAGAGCAUCGAACGGAAGAAAUUGCGAUAAAAAUUAAUUCGCGCGUGGGCGGUGAUAAGAAAAAAAUAUGAUGUAUAAUGUUAUAAUCGCCGCUAUAAUCAAUCCGAUGCUUAUCACCUAUUAUUUUUAAUAAGUGUUGUUAUUAUUAUUGUUAUUAGUGCUACGCUUACGAGCGACAUGCGACGCAAUUGUCGUCAAGUUAUCAUUUUGUUGAAAAUUGUGUGUCCGCGUUUGACAGUUUUCCGAAGAGUUCUCAAGUUGACGAUCGAAACUUGACGAUUAGGGGAACAAGAAGGUGAAUAAGAAAGGAAAUUUACUAUGUAUUACUCCAAUAGAGGAAUAAAAAUUACUCUUCUGAGCGGUAAACUCGUGGCAUUUUAGCGUUUAACGGGCGUUAUCGAAUCGAUAGCGUUUGUGAAAGAGUAUCCCGGGAACAAGAGUUUCGCGCAAUCACCGUCGUCCUCGCGGCUCGAUCACUCGGGUCCACCGAUAAACUCUCAAUUUCUUUUUAAUUUAAUAAAUUCGAUGGUGCAGGCAAAUCGGAUUUGCCAAAGGAAGUGAUUAUUUACGAAAUUAUUUUUUAAAACCUAACGAAUCAACAUCUUUCUUCCACUCUCUGUCGAAUUAUUUCAUCAUUUAAUUUGGGUAAAUUUAAUUUAGAAAAAGUCUUAUCCGUAUCUCUCUUCUCUCUUUUUUUUCUAAUUGUCUAUUUAUUAAAUUAAUUAAUACGUUGCGCAGAAAUAUAUUGUAUUUAUUUGACGACGCAAAAUAUAUUGUAUUUCUUCAGCGCGCGGUGUGUGCAAUAAUGAACGUAAUUGAAAAUCUAUUCUUAUUUGUACAAUUUAACGGGAACGACAGGGAGGGAUACGCGAGGACGUCCGUGAGGGACACGAAAACGCGAAAUACGGAUGCUAAAAAAUCCGCAUGUGUAGAUGAUGUACCUUAGAAACGUAGAGACCAGAGAGUUUGAACAUUACAUUAAAUUAUAUGAAUAUAAAUGCAUAUAUAAAUAAGAUAUGUGUACAUGUGUAUAGGUAUUAUGUACGUGUAGGUUGUCCCUGGGAAAAACGGCUUUUCCGAAAUAAUUUCAAGACGCACAUCUCGAUGUGGAAAUGCCGAGGCUUUUGAAAUGAGGAAGCGAUCGCAGCUAGCCGGACGUGGUGGCUAAAGUACGAGUUGGCCCUCAUCGCUUCAUCGUAGAAGCGACGUAGCUUCGUGCAUCGAGAUCUCCCCCGUUUUCGAAUUAUCCCAAGAGUCCGCUGUUACGCAGUGACACGCAAUCGCGAUGGGGCACCCUGCGUAUACAUAUAUACAUAUCUCUCACAUAUAUCUUAUAUACAGAGUGAGACGUCUAAUUUUGCGACCUAGACGAUCUCUAUUGUUCAAGGCGCUUUUCGAUAACAGCAGAGACAAACUGACAAUGAGACACGAAUUAGAGAGUAUUGCUCCGCCCUGUAUAUUUUAUAUAUGUACGUCUUAUUACAUAUAUCUUGCAGUUGAAAUGGAUUUAACCAACUUUAUUGUGUAUACGUUAUAGGUGGAUGAAUAAAAUCUGUAUUUUUUGGCUGG
Messenger RNA from Solenopsis invicta (red fire ant), 4327 nucleotides. RefSeq names its product neuroendocrine convertase 2 (gene amon). Gene Ontology annotation, cellular component: trans-Golgi network; Golgi membrane. Gene Ontology annotation, molecular function: serine-type endopeptidase activity. The transcript has 12 exons. The coding region runs from base 247 to 2142 and encodes 631 amino acids. NCBI's taxonomy places the organism in Eukaryota, Metazoa, Arthropoda, Insecta, Hymenoptera, Formicidae. Gene Ontology annotation, biological process: protein processing. The record is from RefSeq and is a predicted model, not a curated record.